This is a messenger RNA of Rubroshorea leprosula, 1343 nucleotides long. Lineage: Eukaryota; Viridiplantae; Streptophyta; Magnoliopsida; Malvales; Dipterocarpaceae. The record is from the annotation of a GenBank genome assembly.
ACCAAACCCUCCACUCUCUCAACUCAAUCCCUCCUCCGCCACUCCGCCGCCGUCUCCAAUGCUGUCCCCGCCAUUCACCUGCCGUUGAACGCCACCGCAGCAUCAAACACUCCAGAUGCCUCUCUCUCACUCUUCUCCGCCGCACCCCUCCUCCUCCGCUUCUGCUAGCAGCAACAGCACCUUGCACUGUGGUGAUGUGGUCUCCUGUGAUCCUGACACGUGUGCGCACGAUCACCCUCUACGCAAUUCUCAACCGUCCGAUGUGGGUACCGUCGCUAGACUCAUUGACUCGGAGGUCCACCACAUGCCUCCCCCGGAUUAUCUCCGCCGCUGCCGUGACCGCGCCAUAGAUGUCACCGCUCGUCAAGACUCCAUAAACUGGAUCCUCAAGGUGCAUGCAUACUAUGAUUUCCGCCCAGUAACGGCGUUACUUUCCGUCAACUAUUUCGACCGUUUCCUCUCCUCCCAUUCUCUCCCGCUACCAAAUGGGUGGCCGUUUCAGCUGCUAUCGGUGGCGUGCUUGUCGCUGGCGGCGAAAAUGGAAGAAACCGAAGUCCCAUUGCUUUUGGACCUCCAAUUGUUCGAACCCAGAUUUGUAUUCGAACCCGGAACCAUCCAGCGAAUGGAGCUCCGAGUCAUGGCCGCCCUCAAUUGGAGACUUCGCUCAAUCACUCCCUUCGAUUAUCUCCACAACUUCAUCUCCAUGCUCCCCUCUUCUUCUUCCCAAAUGCCCGAUCCCUCUUCUCGGGUCCUCUCCGCUUCUUCAGAUCUCAUCAUCGGCACUACCCGUGUGAUUGAUUUCCUAGGCUUUACGCCAUCUACAAUAGCGGCAGCUGCUGUUCUCUCCGCCGCCGGUUUGAAUUCCAGAAUCCAGGAUGCUCCUGAUUCAUUCUUGCACCAGUACCAGAGUAUAAACAGAAAUAUGGUGAGAAGCUGUCACCAACUAAUGGAGGAGUAUUUGGUUGACACGUGUCCAUCGGCUUCGCUCAAGAAUCUAAGAGUCGAGCCGCAGCGUGAGCCGUCCAGCCCAGUUGGCGUGCUCGACGCGGCUGCUUGCGGGAGCUGCGAUACGAGGUCCGAGAAUCCCGGCUCAACAAGCCAAGCUCAGCCGCCAGCCAAACGGCCUCGAUCAUCUGAUCCAGAUGUACAGCAAUAGUAGAUAAGAGCACCGCCAUCUUAAGGGCUCCUCUCCUUUUUGUUUAUUUCUCUAUCGUUGAUUAAAAAAUGCAUAUGGCCGGGAUUAAUUUGGUUAAUACCGAAACAUAAAAGGGAAGAGGGAAUUUUGUUAUUAUUAUUUUUAUUUAUCUUUUGAAAGACCAUAUUAAUAAUUUUUCUUUUAUUUU